UGGGUUUUACUGUGGGUGGCACAGAGUUUGCCUUUUGUAAUGACCAACUCAGCUAAGUAAUUCCGCAAACAGACUUGCGAUUGCGCUUCUUUAUUUCCUAUGGAUGCGCUCUAUCUAGCAUAAUCCUGCCUUCCGGUGUUUCAUAAGAGAAUGAGUGCAGUUCCAGCUAUGCCAAGGCAAAGUCUGCAACGCUUUCCUAGCCUUGUGCAUCAAAGGAAAGUCCCUGCUCAACCAAAAGAGCUACCUCAAAAGGCUAACUACAAGAUUCACUUGAUCAGGGACAGAGGUGUCAGAGAUCAUAAUCAGCAAAAGAAUAUCAAAGAGCUAUCAAAAGAGGAAACUGCAAUAUAUAGGAAUUCACUUAAGAAUAAUAUCUGCAUAGAGAUGCUGCGGAAGGGCUAUCACAAGUCUUUCUCAGAAGUAUAUACUGUGAUCCAGAGGUGGGACGCCUUGAGGGAUGCUGCAGGGCCUGGGUCAGCCAUAUGGCAUCAGAAGCCCUUGGAAGAGCAGCAGGAAAAACUGGAUCAACUUCAACAUUUCCUGACACGGGCUGAGGCAGCCCAAAGAGCAGGCUACUAUGAAGAGGUGUACGAAAAUCAGUUGGCGUUGGCUCAAUACUUCCAAGAAGUUGGUGAUGACUGGCUUUCAUAUCACUUCUUUGAAUGUUGCUUUCAAACAGCUACAAAAAUUAAAAUGGACGGAGGAAGAAAAGAAGCUGAAGCACAUUCAAAUAUUGGUUCAGUUGAAGAGGAACAUGGUCAGCUGGAAAAAGCUGCUGAGCAUUAUGAGGCGUUUUAUCAUCUGACAGUAGGCCGGAUAUGGAAAGAUGAGACAGGCCGCUCUCACAACUCACUGGCCUGUGAGAACCUCUGGAGAAUAUACACUUUGCAAUCAGACAAAAUGCUAGCGAACAAAGAAUGCCAACAGGCCAUCAAAACUCUAAUAAAAGCAUUUGAUAUGGCAAGAGAAGGAGGUAAUAAAAAACUGGAAGGGGAAGCAGCUUACCGUUUGGGACUGGCCCAUAUUUCAUCUGGGAAUCCACAGACAGCAAUAACAUAUUUAAAUACAUACAUGGAGAUUUCAAAAAUGCUGGAAGAUAACGUGAGCCUUGGAAAAGCAUACAAAGCAAUGGCAAAAGCCCUAGAAAGCCAAGGAAAAAUUCUUGAAAGUGUGGAGUAUUUGGAAAACUUUAUCAAAAUUGCAAAACUGAACAAUUUAAAUCAAAGCCUAGCAGAAACAUACAGUUGCCUUGGAGACAUUUUCAACACGAGAGGAAAUUACGAGAAAGCGUGCCAGUAUUUUUCUAAAGCAUACGAGACUGCACUCAGCCUUAGUGAAUUAGCACUGAUAGAAGAGGCACAGGUUCAGUACGGCAUUGCCAAGGCACACGAGAUGAUGCUGACUGUUAGCAAACUUACAGACUCCGCAGACUGUGCCAGCGUUGGGCACCUGCUAACAUGGAAAAUGAACAGAAGUGACAUAUUCGGUGACCCUGCAAAACCUGACAAGCUGAUUUCCAUGCAAGAUACUAAAGAUGGAGACAAAAGCAUUGCCAUCAUGGAGACCCCAGAUAUUCCUGAAAAUGAGACGUCCACAGAGCCAGUGACAGCCUCAUAAAUUUCCCAUCUUUUGGACUCGUUGUGUAUCAUAAUAAUAAAAAUGUGCAGUAACAGCUUCCACCAUAUUUAUUUAACCCUUGCUCAUUCUACUCAAAUGUUUUAACAACUCCAGAUAUCAGUAGGGACUUCAAAUUAGUUGGACUGAACUAUGGAAAUUUCUACCCGUAGUAUAUCUUGUUCUUCCUAUAUGUAUUGAGAAAAAUCCUCCCUGCCAGGAAUAGCGAUGUAGGGCAAUAUAACUAUAGCAUUUCUAAUCCAAUCGAACGACAGUGGGGAGAGCCACACUAUAGUGCUAAAUGUCAUAUAAAGGUAACGUCAGAUACUUCAAAAAUUCUGUAUAAGCUGCUUCCCUUUGUUUGCUUUUAACAAACGCAUUUCAUGUGUCCUUUAAGAUGAUGCUUCUGCUGUAAUAUAAGAACCUGGUAUAAAAAUAUAUAUAAAUUUGUCAAUCUA
Xenopus tropicalis (tropical clawed frog) is the source of this 2072-nucleotide messenger RNA. It is a transcript of the gene ttc29, whose product is annotated as tetratricopeptide repeat domain 29. The coding region runs from base 151 to 1617 and encodes 488 amino acids. The transcript is spliced from 11 exons. Gene Ontology annotation, cellular component: cytoplasm. Lineage: Eukaryota; Metazoa; Chordata; Amphibia; Anura; Pipidae. The record is from RefSeq and is a predicted model, not a curated record.